Paraphaeosphaeria sporulosa is the source of this 1814-nucleotide messenger RNA. RefSeq names its product PALP-domain-containing protein. Gene Ontology annotation, cellular component: cytoplasm. The record is from RefSeq and is a predicted model, not a curated record. The coding region runs from base 54 to 1322 and encodes 422 amino acids. Gene Ontology annotation, molecular function: cysteine synthase activity. NCBI's taxonomy places the organism in Eukaryota, Fungi, Ascomycota, Dothideomycetes, Pleosporales, Didymosphaeriaceae. The transcript has 6 exons.
CACGAACUUCCUCUAUGCGCUUAACCUAGAUCCGUCCCUGGCAUAAUCACAAGAUGAGCGAUCACUCCAAAUACUACAUCACAGGAGCCUUUGUUCUGGGCGCAGUCGUGGCUGUGGGACUCCAGAGUCUGCAACAGCAUAGCCGGGAAGCAGCUGGGCACCAACAGGAGCAACAUCAGAUAGCUUUGCGCAGACUUUCCAAGAUCAAUGAUCUUGACACCUUGAAGAAAAAUCUCUCGGACAUAGAGAUUGCUUCGGGAAACAUCAAAGAAGGCAUCGAAGGAUGCAUCGGCGAUACGCCACUCAUAAAAAUCAAAUCUCUAUCAGAAGCUACCGGAUGUGAGAUAUUAGCAAAGGCUGAGUUCCUGAAUGGCGCCGGUAACAGCCCGAAAGAUCGGGUUGCGCUGAGCAUAAUCCAAAUGGCUGAAGAGAGAGGCCUUCUUGUUCCACACUCGGGCGACACCAUCUACGAGGGCACUGUAGGCAGUACAGGCAUAUCACUCGCAGCAAUAUGUCGAGCACGUGGCUACAAAGCACACAUCUGCAUGCCAAACGACAUGGCAAUCGAGAAAUCAGACCUGCUGCUCAAGCUAGGCGCAGAAGUAGAAAGAGUCAAGCCCGCGCCAAUUGUAGAUCAAAACCAGUUCGUUAAUUUGGCCCGAACACGGGCAAAAGAGCAUACCGAUAGCAAUGAAAAGCCUGGAAGGGGCCUUUUCGCAGAUCAGUUCGAGAACGAAGCCAACUGGCGCGCGCAUUUCACAGGCACAGGACCGGAGAUUUACGAACAAACAGGUGGUGCCGUGGAUGCGUUUGUUAGUGGAGCAGGCACCGGAGGUACAAUAUCUGGGGUCGCCCUCUUUCUCAAAUCAAAGCUCCCGGACUUCAAGGUUGUGCUUGCAGAUCCCCAGGGUAGUGGCUUGUUUAACAAAGUGAAGUACGGGGUCAUGUUUGAUCCCAAAGAAAGAGAAGGUACAAGGCGGCGGCACCAGGUCGAUACCAUAGUGGAAGGCAUCGGGAUCAACCGCGUCACGCACAACUUUGAAGUCGGCCGCGAACUGAUCGAUGAUGCUAUCAGAGUAACGGACGAGCAAGCCACCAGCAUGGCUCGGUGGCUGGUAGAGCAUGACGGCAUUUUCGUUGGCAGCAGCAGUGCUGUGAAUUGCGUCGCUGCAACAAAGCUCGCCAAGCAACUGGGCCCAGGUCACAGAAUAGUGACCCUGCUUUGUGAUAGCGGUGCAAGACACCUCAGCAAAUUCUGGGCCAAUAAAGACGUUGGUGGAGCUGAGAACGACGUGUCAUUGGACAAGAUCUUGGCUUCAUGAACCUCUACAAGCGCCUUGACGCCCACCAAAGCCCAUGUCUCCGGAACAGCUUCUAGAUUACAACUAGAUUUUCGCGCAGACGGCACCUCAAAGCCUUGCUAUCUCCACAGCGUAGACAGCAGACAAGCCAGAUUGCCACAUCACGAGAUGAACCCCGGCUAGUGCUUCGCAAAUACGGCACAAACGCCUCCAGCGUCUUCACUAAAUACCUCGAAGAAGCCGUGCAUCACAUAAAUAGACUUCCUGGGGCGUGAUUUGUGGCAACUAUUCACGGCUGGCGGGCUUGCUUAAUGGACAUGUCACAAUGGAACAAAGCCGUCGACACACUUCACACUUUCCAGCCAUGUCUGAGCAGUGAUAAAGGUCUAAAAACGAGUUUCCACAACUGUCUUUGUCUGAUUGUCUCCAUGAAUAAACACAAGCGACCUAGACCUCUCCUCAUAUACUGGCUUUCGCAACCCCAUACAGCACCAAGAAGACCACCUCUCGAGC